UAGACACGUUCCGGGGCAGCUUCAACUGGUACUUAUAUUUUGCAGAUUCCGGGGCUGGUGGCUUUCUGUCGAUGUAAUCUGAUCCCGUGCAAGUGUCUUGGAACAAUCAUCAGCUUUCACAAUUCUGAAAGGGAGGUGACUUGAGCGACCGAAGAACAUACGUUGAAUUCAGCAGGAGUGCACCUGGGAAAUAGACCACAUCAUCCACCAACCUACAGCUAUUGGACUGAGGACAGUUGAGAUGCAUGGCCUGUAAGCAGCCAGUGCCAGCGAUGGCUCAUAGGAAGAGGCCAGGGACCAGUGGCUCCAGCUGCAGCAUGGUGGAGCCCCCCGCCCGGCCGCCCUGCCCCGCCGCCUACCCCCCAGAGCAGCACAGCCAGGACCAUGAGGAGGGGCCUGGGGAGGGGGAGGAGGAGGAGGAGGAGGAGGUCCACUACUGCCGCCAGCAGGGCCUGAAGCCAGAGCUGACGGACAGCCGGCCGGCCACACCUACUACACCGGAGCCGGAACACGAGCAUGAACACAGCCAUGACCACGAUCACCCAGACUGCCAGGACCAUGAUGACCACAGUCACAGCGACGACCAUGCAGAGUGCCAUGGCCACGACCACGAGCAUGCAGACUGUCAUGGUCACGAUCACGGUCACAGUCACGACGAUGUAGACUGCCAUGACCACGACCAUGGCCAUGUCCAGAGUCACAUCAAUGACCACGACCAUGCAGGCUGCCAAGGCCACCGCCACGACCACGCUGACAGCCUGGACGGAGACUCCAGCUCUGACUAUGUAAACAACACCUCAGAGGAGGAGGACUAUGAUGAAGGUCUGCCGGAGGAGGACGAGGGCGUCACCUACUACAUCCGCUAUUGCCCUGAGGAUGACAGCUACCUGGAGGGCAGCAUGGACUGCAAUGAGGCCGAGGCUGACUAUACCGCCAGCACCGUGCAGCACGUCCGGGCUGAGCCGCCGGCCGACACAGACGAGUGCCAGGAGGCGGUGGAGGAGUGGGUGGAGGGAGAAGGGGGGGUGGAGGUGGGAGAGGUGCGCUGUGAGGUGGUGGAGCAGGACCCAGAUGAACAGAUCUACGACGGGCGGCCGGAGCCCAUCCUGGACCACCACCCUCACCCCGCCGCCAUCCUGCAUGAGUCCCCCGCACCCACAGAGGAGGAAGAAGAGGAGCGGGAGGAGUACCUUCCUAACGAUGAGGAGGUGGUAGAGGAGGAGAGAGCUGGGGUUGGCUACACUGGGGACUGCUAUGCGCCAGAGGAGGACAAUGGGAACUCUGUGGUUCACGUACCGCGGUCUCCAUACCGUGGCCGUAAGGUGGUAGUGGAGGGGGAGACGGGGGAGGAGACGGGGGAGGAGGACAUUGACCAGAUAGUGGCAGAGAUCAAGAUGAGUAUGAGCAUGGGUAGCCUGAGCAGUGGUGGGACUGACCAGAGCCCUGAGGAGCUGGUGCAAGACAGUGCACCCAGUGAUUACCACCCUCCUGAGGCCCAUGCCAAGCCUGAGCCUGCCCCCUACACCCCAACCCCACACCGCCACGACAGCAGACCCAAGUCCCUCAACCUCCCCUCCACACGGCACAACAACCCUGAUCUCCAGAGGGGCUUCAAGGUUCGCUCCCGCACCCCUGAGGAGCGACAGCGGUGGGCUCAAGAACAGAUGACAAACGGUGCAGAGCAGCCCAGGAAACAGCAGCGCUCUGACCUCAACGUGCCGCUGGAGAACAACAAUGUCCUGGAGGAAACAAAGAAAGCUGCAUCUUUCCCCAGCUUUGUUGAUGUUCCAGGGCCCUGUGAGCCAGAAGAUCUUAUUGAUGGCAUCAUCUUUGCUGCUAACUACCUGGGCUCCACCCAGCUGCUCUCUGAGAGGAACCCGUCCAAGAACAUCCGCAUGAUGCAGGCCCAGGAGGCUGUCAGCCGGGUCAAGAGGGUUCAGAAGGCUGCCAAAAUCAAGAAAAAGGCGAGCCCAGAGGGGGACGCACACACACUGACAGAGGUGGACCUCUUCAUCUCCACCCAGAGGAUCAAAGUGCUCAACGCAGACACACAGGAAACUAUGAUGGACAACGCCCUGCGCACCAUCUCCUACAUAGCUGACAUUGGGAACAUUGUGGUGCUGAUGGCGAGGCGCCGCAUGCCCCGCACAGCCUCCCAGGACUGCAUCGAGACCACACCUGGAGCCCCAGAGGCCAAGAAACAGUACAAGAUGAUCUGCCACGUCUUUGAGUCUGAGGACGCCCAGCUCAUAGCCCAGUCGAUUGGGCAGUCAUUUAGCGUGGCCUACCAGGAGUUCCUGAGGGCCAACGGCAUCAACCCAGAGGACCUGAGUCAGAAGGAGUACAGUGACAUCAUCAACACGCAGGAGAUGUACAACGAUGACCUCAUCCACUUCUCCAACUCUGAGAACUGCAAAGAGCUGCAGCUGGAGAAGCAUAAGGGAGAGAUCCUGGGCGUGGUCAUAGUGGAGUCUGGCUGGGGCUCCAUCCUGCCCACGGUCAUCCUGGCCAACAUGAUGAACGGUGGGCCGGCCGCCCGCUCCGGGAAGCUCAGCAUCGGAGACCAGAUCAUGUCCAUCAACAACACCAGCCUGGUAGGGCUGCCGCUCGCCACCUGUCAGGGAAUCAUCAAGGGCCUGAAGAACCAGGUGCAGGUGAAGCUGAACAUUGUGAGCUCCCCUGUCACCACCGUGCUCAUCAAGAGGCCAGACCUCAAGUACCAGCUGGGCUUCAGCGUCCAGAAUGGGAUUAUCUGCAGCCUGAUGCGUGGGGGUAUUGCUGAGCGAGGGGGUGUCCGGGUUGGCCACCGCAUUAUUGAGAUCAAUGGCCAAAGCGUGGUGGCUACAGCACAUGAGAAGAUUGUCCAAGCCCUCUCAAACUCUGUGGGCGAGAUUCACAUGAAGACAAUGCCAGCGGCCAUGUUCAGACUCUUAACAGGACAGGAGACUCCUAUGUAUAUUUAAACCAAGGACAGAUCCCAUUCUCCUCCACAGAGGAGCUGUAAGCAGCGGUUGUUUACAGUCCAGUUGGAGAGCUCUGGGUGGACAAGACAAGACUAGCAGACUAAUGAGUGUCUGAGGAUGGCUAGUGAGCCAGAGUGAUUUUCUUUAUUUUGUGUCGAUGACUUAUCAUUUUUUCAUCUCAUCUUUUUUUAGCUAACAUUCAUUCAACUGACACUCCCGAUAUUUUGCUGAUGUUAAUACUAAAGAGGGUCAUCUGGGCAGAAGGUGUUUACGUUAUUUAUUUGUGUUGUUUGUGUUUUUUGGAUGUCAGUUCAGUGAGACUACAUGGAAUGCAUCACAAUGUAUUUUUUUAUAUUCAUAUCAAUGUAAUAUUGUACCUGCAUAUUGUUUCAUUUAGUUUUCUUUGUUGUAUUUAUUUUUAGUGUAAAUACAUAUUUUGCUAAUGUGUCUGAGGUAAUGGGGAAGGACCAUGGUUGCUUUGUACAUAUUUAUUGACUUUUCCUGCUGGUUUGAUAGCAGGGAAAAGAGCCCUGCUAAAGGACGAUUUAAAUCCUGUUGUUAAUAUAGUUUAGCUGGACAGUAAAAGGGUGUUUGGGAGUGACUUGGGUAAUAUAAUUUUGUUUAUAUUUAUCAAGCAAAUGCUAGCAGCAGAGGUUGUAUGUUACCAAACGCCAUAUCCCUUCAGAUUUGAACUUUUUCAUUUUAUAGAAGUUCAACCUCAUCAUGAUAACAAGUCAUGAUGAGGUCAAGGUUUUUGACUAGUGUGCAAGUAUUUUUUUAACUUCCAUAUGUCAACACAAUUUAUUGGACAGCACUGUCUCUCACACAUUUUAAUAACAGUUCAUUCAAAACUGUUGAACUUAACAUUGGUUUGAUUUUCAAAAUAAUAAGCAAUGUAUGAAACUUGAAAGGGUCGUUUCUAUGUGUGCUAUGUUCAUCUUUUGUGUUCCACCCCAACAGAAACUCAUUUGAGUCGAUUGUGAAUGUAUUGUGUUGUAAAAGCUGUGUCCAUUGCCAUAAGCAGUAUUAGAAUGUCUGUACAAAAAGAGAACUUUGUCUAGUAUUGUGUUCAUAAGCGUCACGGUUAGUCACUGCAAACAUCCCCCUUCUGCUGUGUCGGGCUUCAGCCUUGAGAGAAAGAUGAACAAUGAAUCCCACUGUGACUGAGGAAGCCUUACGACUGAGUAAUGCUUUUAACAUGCAUUUUACUAAAAAUUACAUUUGAAAAAUUAACAUUUAUCUGUGUGCAUGCCUCAUGAUAGUAUCAAGUCAUUAUGGCAACAUAACAAUAAAAUCUCAAAUAAUCCCCAA
Molecule: messenger RNA, 4274 nt
Organism: Coregonus clupeaformis (lake whitefish)
Lineage: Eukaryota; Metazoa; Chordata; Actinopteri; Salmoniformes; Salmonidae
Product: amyloid-beta A4 precursor protein-binding family A member 2-like
Biological process (GO): chemical synaptic transmission
Cellular component (GO): plasma membrane; cytoplasm; dendritic spine
Molecular function (GO): amyloid-beta binding; protein binding
Source: RefSeq, a predicted model, not a curated record